AUGAACAAGGAAGUCGAUGGACAGUUUCGUACCUAUUUUAUUACCAAAAGAAAUAUAAAUAGGACCUUUUUCUUUACUGCGAUACUUUUUCUAUUCGAAAUAUUAUUAUGUUAUUAUAAUUCAUUGACAACUAUUGUGAAUGUAUUGCCAUUUUCUCCUCCGAGUCCAACGGCAACUGGUCCAUGUGUUGCAAAUCUGUCAGCUGAUAUUGGCUUGCCGCCGUCAAAUUUUAGAUUAUAUUUAGAAUGGUUUUCAAAUACAGGAUUCAGCCAAGAAACUAAUCAGACAAAUGUAGUUACAUAUUGUUCACAACUAGGUAUUAAUGGUACAAAUGCUAUUAGUGACCCUAGUUGUCAAAUACCUAACAAAUACUUAAAUUCAACAGAAUUUUCAUUACGCUGGACCGGUGUACUAACAGUUCCAAUCACCGGUAAUUAUACGUUUUACUGUUAUUAUCCGUUAGAGUAUUCAAAUUUACUACUCUGGAUUGACGAUCAGAUUCUAUGUCCAAUUGAUAAUUAUACUGCAAUAAGUUUACCAUUAUCUACAGAAUUGAGUGUUCCUGUAAGAAUGGAGUAUAUUCACUGGAAUAAGGAGAUUUCCGCUACAAAACUAGUUAUACAGGUUCACUGGAAACGAAUCAAUGAUAAAAAAAAUACACAAAGUGAAUCAGAAUUAAUUCCAAGCUGUGUAUUAAAUGGCUGUACUAGUUAUCCGGAACAACGGCGCCAUUUCUUAUCUGAUCAAUUGUUACAUAGUGGUUGGAACACAUAUUCGCUAUCAUCAAUGACUACACAUGUGUUUAUGCCAGACGGCUUCGCAGUUAGUUUAUCGUUAUACAAUUCAGAAACUCGUACUGUUUGGACAGAUUUUCAUGUGGAAAAUGUUGAUUCUAAUGAUAACAGGUAA
Messenger RNA from Didymodactylos carnosus, 909 nucleotides. NCBI's taxonomy places the organism in Eukaryota, Metazoa, Rotifera, Eurotatoria, Philodinida, Philodinidae. The record is from the annotation of a GenBank genome assembly.